AUGCGAGGACCGCAAGCCAGGAGGGUCAACACACAGACCUCUCCGCUUCCUGGUUCCCAACUAUUUUUCUCUCCCUCCAUCUGGUCUAUCUCUCUCUCUCUACCUCUCCCCCCAACCAUGGGUUCAUCAACAGGCGAAAUCAACAAUAAUGGCAGAAAUGGAAACUCCUGCCCACCCUCCAAAUCCUCCUCCACAUGCUCUUGUCCCUCGCCCUUUUCAGCUUCUUCACCAGUCCUCCCAACCCCUCCUGCCAGAAAAUUCAUGGAAGAAGUUUGGAAAGACAUCAGCUUAGCCUCUCUUCAAGAUCACUCCAGCAACACCCUCUCCUCCACCACCACCACCACCACCCACAACCCUGCCUUUUGUGCUACGAUUGAUCUCCAAGACUUCUUGGCUCGGCCUCCCAACAAAGAGCCACCAACAAGAGGCGCGUCAUCAUCUGGCGCCACCGAGCCUUCUUUGGCCGUGGAUACCACUUUCUUGGGUUCUCUGGCGCCAACUCCAGCAACUAUUCUGAGCUUGAAUUCCGGUUCUGAUUUUCCAUACCCUGAAGUCCGUACUCCGGUUGGUGUUGGGUCAAACCCACAAUUGCAAAGGCAUGCCGGUUUCACUGCACCUUCUUUUGUUUCUUCCCUGAACUCUCCUUUCGAAUGCUCAUGCUCUUCUUCAUCGUUCCCUUCUUGCUGCAAGAAAAGGGAUCAAGAAAAUGUUGAGGAUCCCAUCGAUCGGAGACAUAAGCGCAUGAUCAAGAACAGAGAAUCAGCCGCUCGUUCUAGAGCAAGGAAACAGGCUUACACGAACGAGUUGGAACUUGAAGUUGCCCGUUUACAGAAAGAGAAUGCUAGGCUCAGGAGACAGCAAGAGGAGCUCCGCUUGGUGGCAGCCCGUGCUCAGCUUCCAAAAAAACACCGUAUCUAUAGAACCUAUACUGCUCCAUUUUGAAAAUGAAUUAUCCAGCAGGCUCUCUCGAAGCGCGGAUGGAGGAUCAGGGAGAUUGGUUGCCAUAUCCAUAAAAAACAAUGUGUUUGUUAUUACAUCUCCAUCAGUUGGCUGGAAAAAUACAAAAAGAUGGAAGAAGGAAAAGGUCCGACUCCUUAAUGGUAGGGUUUUUUUUUUUUUUUUUUUAAUCCAAUCCCGUUCCUUGAAUCCUUGUCUUUUCGUCCAGACGUAGCUUUUUCUUGUCCAAUGAGGGCAAGUUUGGCGUGGGUGGGGACUAGUGCUCAAUGUUUAGGACCAUUUGCCAUUUUUGCUUGCCUAUAAAAAGACGUGCGUUGUGCAGUAUGACGUCGUAACAUGUUUGGCUAAUGGGAUAGCGCCUUUCUUUUUUCGGAAA
This is a messenger RNA of Carya illinoinensis, 1333 nucleotides long. RefSeq names its product protein FD-like. Gene Ontology annotation, biological process: positive regulation of DNA-templated transcription. The transcript has 4 exons. The coding region runs from base 1 to 942 and encodes 313 amino acids. The record is from RefSeq and is a predicted model, not a curated record. NCBI's taxonomy places the organism in Eukaryota, Viridiplantae, Streptophyta, Magnoliopsida, Fagales, Juglandaceae. Gene Ontology annotation, cellular component: nucleus. Gene Ontology annotation, molecular function: DNA-binding transcription factor activity.